CCGGCCGGCGUCCCUCGGGUUUGGCGCGCUUUCUUCCCGGGGUUCCCCCCACCAAUCCCUGUGGAGGCGGGAGAUGCCUUCGCCGCUCGCCCGGUGCAGUGCCGGACUCCCGCGUUGGCAGAGAAGCAUGCUGUGUAGACCACUAGGCCUGUAGCCCCUCCAUAGACCAUGUUCUCAGAGCAAGCUGCCCAAUCGGCUCAGAGUCUCCUGACCUCACCAUCUGCAGUGGCUUCUACCUUUGACCGCGUGCCUAUCUCCACAUAUUCCAACUGCUCCCAGAACUUCAGGCUUGGGGAGCGGACUUUCAAUCGACAGUAUGCCCACAUCUAUGCCACACGCCUCAUUCAGAUGAGACCGUUGUUGGUUGAAAGAAUCCGAGGCAAAUGGGGGAACAACGUUACCGUGAAGAAACUCUGUGAGCUGCAGCUGGCAGAGAAAUGCUGUGUGGUGGGGACGCUCUUCAAAUCUAUGCAGCUUCAACCUUCCAUCCUGCGGGAAAUCAGCGAAGAGCACAAUCUGCCACCACAGCCUCCCCGCACCAAGUAUAUCCACCAAUCAGAUGAGCUGAUCUUGGAAGACGAGCUGCAGCGAAUUAAACUGGAGGGAGCAAUUCAAACUGACAAGCUGGUGACAGGAACCAUCCUCGCUGUCUACGGCUCGGAGACGGAUGAUGGCAGAUUCCUUGUUGAGGAUCACUGCUUUGCAGAUAUGCCCACCCAGCUGCCCAUGAUGGGGCCCAGCACAGACAGGUUUGUCCUGCUGGUGUCUGGCCUUGGCCUUGGCGGCAAGAGUGGAGAGAGUCUUCUGGGCAUGCAGCUCCUGGUGGACAUGGUGACGGGGCAGCUGGGAGCCGAGGGAGAGCAGUGCAGCGCAUCUCUCAUCUCCCGUGUCGUUCUGGCAGGCAAUUUGCUCAGCCAGAAUACCCAGAGCAGAGACGCCAUGAACAAGGCAAAGUACCUGACCAAGAAGACUCAGGCUGCCAGCGUGGAAGCUGUGAAACUGCUGGAUGAAAUCCUGCUGCAGUUGAGCAUGUCUGUACCUGUAGAUGUGAUGCCUGGUGAGUUUGAUCCCACAAACUACACGCUGCCUCAACAGCCGCUGCAUCGCUGCAUGUUUCCCCUCUCGAGCGCCUACUCCACGCUGCAGCUGGUGACCAACCCCUACCAGGCCAACAUCGAUGGCAUCAGGUUUUUAGGGACUUCGGGCCAGAACAUCAGUGACAUCUUCAAGUAUAGCAGCAUGUCUGACUAUCUAGAAAUCCUGGAGUGGACCUUACGGAUUGGGCAUCUCAGCCCCACAGCCCCAGACACACUUGGCUGUUACCCAUUUUACAAGACUGACCCCUUCAUCUUCACCGACUGCCCUCACGUCUAUUUCUGUGGGAAUGCACCGUCCUUCAAAUCCAAGGUUGCUGAAGGUGCUAACGGUCAGAAGGUCUUGCUGGUGACCCUCCCUGAUUUUGCCACCACACAGACUGCUUGCUUGAUCAAUCUACGUGACCUCACCUGCCAACCAGUCAGUUUCUCUGCCUUUGGUGCCAAUGAGGAGGAGGACGAGGACGAGACAGUAAUAGACACUGGACACUGACAGACAUGUCUGAUAUCUUACUUCUUCCCUGGAGCUUGGAGCCAUUGUUGUCCCCCGCUCAAUGAAAUUUCCUGGAUAUUUGAACCUAUGGUUCGUACAGAGGAAUACAGUGAAAGAUAUCAUCCAUUUACUUGGUUGUGAAUUCCCUGCAAUUUUUUCAUACACAAAUAAAUGCAGAACUCG
This is a messenger RNA of Podarcis raffonei (Aeolian wall lizard), 1770 nucleotides long. It is a transcript of the gene POLD2, whose product is annotated as DNA polymerase delta 2, accessory subunit. The coding region runs from base 169 to 1587 and encodes 472 amino acids. Gene Ontology annotation, molecular function: DNA binding. The record is from RefSeq and is a predicted model, not a curated record. Gene Ontology annotation, biological process: DNA replication; DNA strand elongation involved in DNA replication. NCBI's taxonomy places the organism in Eukaryota, Metazoa, Chordata, Lepidosauria, Squamata, Lacertidae. Gene Ontology annotation, cellular component: delta DNA polymerase complex. The transcript has 11 exons.